AGCAGCAGCAGAAGAAGAAGACCUCCGUUGCUAUGCGACGAACGCUACAGCACAAACGUUCGGAGCGAAGCAUAAAUUGACUUAAAUUUAAGCGAACAACCUUUUCAUUCAUUAUUACAGCCAUGGUUGUUCCAGAGACAUUCUAUUGUGCCCAGCAAAUCAACAUCCCUCCUGAGCUGCCAGACAUCCUCAAAAACUUCACCAAGGCAGCCAUCCGAACACAGCCCAAGGAUGUGCUGCUGUGGUCUGCGGCAUACUUCAAUGCGCUGUCUAAAGGAGAGUGUCUACCUGUCAAGGACAGGCUGGAGAUGAAUGUUGCCACCCAGAAGACAGACACUGGGCUGACUCCAGGUCUGCUGAAGACUCUCCACAAACAGCUGGCCCCCAAGAAAAUUUGCAGCAAGGAGGAACUUGCGGAGAAAUGGAAGGGUCUGUGUCUACCCAUGGAUCAGCUGAAGACCCUGCUGUCAUUGGGCAGCUUUGGCUCAGAUAUCGACUGGAUGGAGUUUUUUGCCCUGGGCUGCAGUGCUCUAGCAGGGACCUUGAUGGGUACUCUGAAAUCUGCCUGUGAGAUUCUGACGGAGGACGAGGAAGGCAGUGCUGCGAGGAUCCCGUUCGAUACCUUUACCAAAUUGUACACUUACCUGGCUCAGGUGGAGGGGGACAUGUCACAGGACCACAUUGACAGCUUCCUCCGCAGUCUACAGCCACAAGUCGACAAGCAGAACGGCAUGAUUCAGGUUUCCAACUUCUACAUCAGCAGGAAGUAAUGGAAGGAGAGACAGAAAGCAAUGAAAGAAGGAAGGAAGGAAGGAAGAUGUAGAAGUAACAAAAUGAUAGUGUUCAAUUAAUAAAUGUGCCCAGUAAUGCUCCUUCAAGCACAGCUGUUGUUUCAUAACUAUAAAAUUGGUCCCAGUAAUUGUUAGCAUCAGGCACAGUGGCCUAUUAUUUGUCAUUGUCCAGCUGAACGGAGCUGCUAUUUCGAGUCUGGUUGGAAUCUUUUAAUGAGCAGCAGGAGAAGCACAAAGCUGCCUCAUACAAACUGUCAGGUAGGGUGUGUGAAUGCUUUUUUAUUUCCCAUUCUCUUAUGUCUGGGCAAGCCAAAGUUCAUUUAUCAUGCACACCACCUAUCAGCUUGCAGCCUCACCACAUUUGGCCUCUCUGCUGGUGUAUUCAUUUUUCCCAGCAGAUGAAAAAGAGGAGCUGUAAGGAGAUAAGCACCGAGGGCACAAGAGCGUGAUUUUCUGCUUGCCAUAGAGACUUCUGUUUUGUUCAGCCCCCCCGUGCAAUAAUGUAAAUGGGCAAGUGCAAAUGCACACAGAGACAGGUUUAUUACUCUAGUCAGAAAGCUAAAAAAAAAUCACAUACGGCGCCAUACACACGCACACACACACAUUCAUGUUUAAAUCUCACAUGCAGAGUUGCUCUGAACUUCAGCACAGACAUAUAUAUAUUCAGACAUGUUAUUAAGACACCAUUUCAUGUGUCAGUGUGAAGGAAAAAGCUGUUCACACAAGCAUAAUAUGAGCAUCUUCUGUUUUUUAACUAUGUUUUUUCUCUCUCUCUGUCUUACACACACAAACACGCACACACGCACAAAUCUGUUGUGUCAUUUUGAUAGUUUUUCAUCAGGCUCGACAGGAAACAGGAUCAGUGGGAAUUCACAUCGCAGGCACAGUUGGCAGUAGGUUUUAAAGGGUGGAGGAUACACACACACACGCACACACGCGCACACGCGCACACACGCACACACGCACACACGCACACACACAUACAAACAUACUAAAGCUUACCCCUUGCAGGAUUGCAGCUGUGGCCAAGUCAAAGGGGAUUGGAGGACAGAUAGAAUCUCUGAUAACCUGAUAACUGCAGGCUCUCCACCCGUAUGACCCAGCAGAGAAGGAAUUUUGUCAGAGCUUAUAAAUCAGUGAUCUUUCUAUCGAACUUACACUAGAACUGAGUCAAAGUGUAUGUCAAAAAUAGCCCACCUUUUGUUACAAUCUGCUUUUCUUUUUGGAAAAUUCUGAUUGUGAUGAACAUACUCUUUUCAGGACAAUGCUAAAACAGAGAUGAGUUGUGCUUUAUAUAAUUUACUAAUUGCAUUAUUAGUUUUUAUCAAAUAAAACAUCAUUCUGAGAUUGUGUUCACAAAACUGUAACUGUAACAGUGUGUGCAUUCAUCCCAACUGUAAGCAAGUUGUAAGAGUCUUCAGCUGGCAACCUUGUACUCGGGUAAGAAGUGUUUCGAUAAUUAAAUUUAAAAAAAGUACCAAUCCAGCAGUGUAAAAGUACUGCAUUAGAAAUAAAAUCCCAUUAAAGUGAAAUUAUGUAAGUAUUAACAGCAUAGUAUAAUAAAAGUAUUACUAGUUUGGUCCCUCUGACUGCUAUAUUAUUAUAUAUGUCAAGAUAUUAUUAUUUAUGGUCUAGCAUCUUUGUGUUAGCAGCAUGCUACUAUUGCAACUGCUGCUGGUGGAACGAGUUUUAACAACCGUAUAUCCAGUUUCAUUAACAGGGACAGACAAAUCUGAGGGUUCAUCAGAUGAUUAAUGGGAGAGGAAAAAAGAAAAAACAAACUUCUGCUAGACCAGCCUGUUUUCAAUUUUGGGACUUUUUCUCUAAUCUUUUGUUUUUUAAUCAGAUCUUGGAUCAUUUGAACAUUUAUUAAAAUGAAACUUAGAGAGACGCUAAGCGGGAAAAAUCAGUAUUUGGUAGAGCGGCUUACAAUUCAGACAACUGAAAUGUGACCAAACUACACACUGCUUUUUGUGAGAUGUCAAAAGCCAGACAUUUGGUUGGAAUUCACUGGUUUAAUUUUUAACAAUGUGUUGCGUUUUAAAAGCUUAUUAUGUUAUCCAGUGUGUUAAAUCUUCAUCGUCAGAUAAAUGUAGUGGAGUAGAAAAUAAAAUAGAAAUGUAACAGAGUGGAAAUAAAGUAGCAUAAAUUAGAAAUACUCAUGUAAAGUACAAGUAUCUCAAAACUGUAGCUAAGUACAGUAACUGGGGAAUUUUAUUGUGUUGAUGCUUUUAAUCACAUUUUUGUUGCUGACUGAGACGGAGACAGUGGGCAGUUUUCUUGAACUGUGCCUACAGUGUGUAUUAAAAUGCUAGAAUUUCAGAAAAAUAAACUGGAGGUUCUCACUCCUUUUGACUUCUGCACAGCUUCCUUCAAGCAUAGAUUUAAAAAUCCCAUCUCAAAGUAGCAAAAUACUAAAAGCAACACUCUGUUGACUCAGAAAGAAAUACUAGGUUUCUGUUAUCUAAAACUAAAACCACUGAAGCAAUGGAAAGUGUGAAUGCUUUGAGACACAACUUGCACUUGUGCUAUCGAGAAAUGACUGUUAUGUCAGGUCACAUCGCUCCUGGUUGACUAUUCUAGGAAAGAAAAUUGUACUUUGUAUUCAUGUUUCACUUAGAAUGGACCUUGUGGUCAAAACCGGGAGAUGUGUUCCUGUGUUUCCUGAAGUAACAGCUGCUUCCUAGUGAAACUUUCCACUCUUUGCAUGUUCUUCACUGAGUAUUUUUAGGCACGUCCUUCAAUUUCUAUGCAACAGCUUAUUUUUAGUUGCAUCUUUUAAGUACAGCGGUUACACCUACGGCUCCAAUGCCGUUUGCCCCAUUGUUUCAGGAUUUUGGAACAUCGAGAAAACAUGACAUCAUUGCAAAGAUGUCAGUACUUUAGGAAUCUCAGCUCCAGGGUGGACCUUGUUGUACAGGCUCUACUGUUUCUUCACGCUUUGCUCAUAACAUCACAUCUCCAGGGACACGACGAAUGUUGCAGAACAGUGAGAAAGAGACAGGAGAAGAGAGAGCAUGCACAAAGGCUCCCUUUUGUGCAUGCCUCUGUGUAACUGUUGUGUAACAGAUUUCAGGGUAAGAAAAAGGGAAAAUAUGAUUCAUGGUGUAUUCUAGAGUUGUAGAACAUGGAUAUUUUAUCAUUCUGUGUGCUGUAUUCCUGUUCUCAGUAGAGCUGUCCUCUACUUUGUUCAGAGCAUUGCUGGGUUUUAAAGAUUUAUCAGUAGGUUUUAGUCAGUCUAGAAAUUGUUAUCGGGCUGUUUUAGUGACAGUCUACAUUGGAAAAAAUAUCCAUCAACAUACCAUGAUUAUGUAAGUCAUGAUGAUAACUGGGACAUGUGCAUCAGCUGUUUAGUCUUAUGUGUGUGACUGAAAUGUAUGUCAUGGACGCCUAACAUAUUUACCAUACACAUG
Messenger RNA from Acanthochromis polyacanthus (spiny chromis), 4204 nucleotides. It is a transcript of the gene ropn1l, whose product is annotated as rhophilin associated tail protein 1-like. The record is from RefSeq and is a predicted model, not a curated record. The coding region runs from base 123 to 770 and encodes 215 amino acids. NCBI's taxonomy places the organism in Eukaryota, Metazoa, Chordata, Actinopteri, Pomacentridae. The transcript is spliced from 6 exons.